CCAAACAGCGAUAUCGUCUUUCUCCGCACACUCAUAUUUGCCAAACAACCUUUAUUAUCUUUGCACAAAUUGUCAAUGGAACAAAACACGUCAAGCAAAGGCAAAAACGAGCGAAACGAAGAUUAUUAAAUAAGCCGAAAAGAGGAAUAGAAUUUGUGCGAGGCAACAUUAUUUCGAUCAGUUUGUUGCGGGGUCGGUUUGCAAACGGUUGUGCAGGUCUAACUUAUUUAAGCAAAACCAGUGUAUUUAAAUUGUUUAGAGUGAUAUUGGCUGAGUGUGUGCGUCCAACGAACACGAAAACAUGUUUCAUUUGAAGAAUUUGGCACGUCAGGCGGCGGUGCGUCAGCAGGAAGUGGCUACUUUGGUAAAGGCUCUACCCACAUCUGCAUUGCAGUCGCGUGGUUACGCUGAAUACCAAAUACCCGAUCGCUUGAAGAGUGUACCUUCAGCCAAGGAUCCACGUUUCUUCGACAUGGUGGAGUACUUCUUCCAUCGGGGUUGUCAAAUUGCCGAGGAUCGCCUUAUUAACGAUAUGAAGGGCAAGCUGUCGCUGGAAGAGAAAAAGAACAGGGUCAAGGGUAUUCUGAUGCUUAUGCAACCAUGUGACCACAUCAUUGAAAUUGCGUUCCCAUUGCGUCGUGAUUCUGGGGAAUACGAGCUUAUUACCGGCUACCGUGCUCAGCACAGUACCCACCGUGUCCCAACCAAAGGCGGUAUUCGUUUCUCUUUGGAUGUUUCACGUGAUGAAGUCAAAGCCCUGUCUGCUCUGAUGACUUUCAAGUGCGCCUGUGUCGAUGUACCAUUCGGUGGCGCCAAGGCUGGUCUCAAGAUAAAUCCUAAAGAAUACUCCGAACAUGAAUUGGAAAAGAUUACCCGCCGUUUUACCCUUGAAUUGGCAAAGAAGGGCUUCAUUGGACCCGGUGUUGAUGUACCAGCCCCAGAUAUGGGUACUGGAGAACGUGAAAUGUCAUGGAUUGCCGAUACAUACGCCAAAACCAUUGGCCAUUUAGAUAUUAACGCACACGCUUGUGUAACUGGUAAGCCCAUCAACCAGGGCGGUAUCCAUGGGCGUGUAUCAGCGACAGGUCGUGGUGUUUUCCACGGUCUGGAAAACUUUAUCAAUGAAGCAAACUACAUGAGCAUGAUUGGUACCACUCCCGGCUGGGGUGGCAAGACUUUCAUUGUACAAGGUUUCGGUAAUGUCGGUCUGCAUACUUGCCGUUACUUGACACGUGCUGGCGCCACCUGUGUCGGUAUCGUUGAGCACGAUGGCUCCAUCUACAAUUCUGAGGGUAUUGACCCCAAGGAAUUGGAAGACUAUAAGAACGAACACGGCACUAUUGUUGGUUAUCCAGGCGCUAAGGCCUACGAGGGUGAAAACUUGAUGUUCGAACCUUGCGACAUCUUCGUGCCUGCUGCUGUUGAGAAGGUCAUCACCAGCGAGAAUGCGCACAAAAUCCAAGCUAAGAUCAUUGCCGAGGCCGCCAACGGUCCAACAACCCCUGCUGCCGAUAAGAUUCUGAUCGAACGCAACAUUUUAGUCAUUCCCGAUUUGUACAUUAACGCCGGUGGUGUGACCGUCUCAUUCUUCGAAUGGCUGAAAAACUUGAACCACGUCUCGUACGGUCGUCUGACAUUCAAAUAUGAACGUGAAUCCAACUACCAUCUUCUGGCCUCAGUCCAACAAUCCAUUGAAAGAUUUGUUUUAGACGAAUCUGUGCAAGAAUCCCUGGAACGUCGUUUCGGUCGUGUCGGUGGCCGUAUUCCAGUCACUCCAUCCGAAGCAUUCCAGAAACGCAUCUCCGGUGCCUCUGAGAAGGAUAUCGUACACUCCGGUUUAGACUACACUAUGGAGCGUUCGGCGCGUGCCAUCAUGAAGACCGCCAUGAAAUAUAAUUUGGGUCUGGAUUUGAGAACCGCCGCCUAUGUGAAUUCCAUUGAGAAGAUAUUCACUACAUACCGCGAUGCUGGCUUGGCUUUCUAAGCGCUAUGAAAUUCAACCGACGCGACGCAAUAUCACUUAAUUAAUAUUAAGCAUCGAGUCGAAUAAAAAGAUAAAAGCGGAGGCACACCAUUUAAAUAUUAAUUGAAUUACAAAAUAAACAAAUAUAAUAAACACAUUCACACACCCAUUUAAAGAAGAAAAAAAGUAGACACAGCAUUCGCGAUUAUAAAAACGAACAUAAAAUUUAUUCAAUGUGAUUCUUUGUAACGGUAUUCGAAUCAUCAAUUUCAGACUACAAUAUUUCACUUUUAAUUAUUUGUAACGGAUAUAGAAAAAAUCAACGUGCUGCCAUUCGUCUUAAGUGAAAUUAACAUACAUACAUGCACACAAAGUGAACAGUACUGCAAAGGUAUCCAAGUAUGUGUGAAAGUGAACGUGAGUCGCUCCCAAUAUAUCAUUGACAUCAUUUGUCACCUUAUGGUGCUAAGCGGCGUUAUAUUGACACACAAUCAAAGGCACGCCCUUCAUUUUGAUGUUAAAUAUAAUUGCUGUAAUUUAUUUCACAAACUAAGAAUCAUCCAAUGACGCUGUAUUAAACUUAAUUCAUGUUUACUUCCGUUUUUUUUUAAUAGUCUUGUGUUGAUGUUUAAAUUUAAGUUUUAAAAAGUGAAGCAAUGCAUUUUAUUGUAAAUUGAAAGAGAAUGGGACAUGUAGACGAUU
Messenger RNA from Anastrepha ludens (Mexican fruit fly), 2665 nucleotides. It is a transcript of the gene Gdh, whose product is annotated as glutamate dehydrogenase, mitochondrial. Gene Ontology annotation, cellular component: mitochondrion. Gene Ontology annotation, biological process: L-glutamate catabolic process. Bases 302 to 1984 code for a protein of 560 amino acids. The record is from RefSeq and is a predicted model, not a curated record. Gene Ontology annotation, molecular function: L-glutamate dehydrogenase (NAD+) activity. NCBI's taxonomy places the organism in Eukaryota, Metazoa, Arthropoda, Insecta, Diptera, Tephritidae. The transcript has 7 exons.